AAUGACAUUUCUUUCUUUUACUACGACUUUUCCAUCUUCACAUGUGUUUUCCAAAAUAAAAAAUCCAAAUAUUUUAAUAAUUUUACAAUAAAAUUGUAUCAAAAUGGGAAAAUUAAAUGUUACAAUACUUCGUUAUCUCUCGAGAGAAGAUUUUCGUGUAUUAACUGCUAUCGAAAUGGGAAUGAAAAACCAUGAAUUAGUUCCUGGAGCACUUGCUGCUUCUAUUGCGAAUUUAAAAGCUGGUGGAGUGCACAAGUUAUUGAGGGAAUUGGCCAAACACAAGUUGGUUUCAUAUGAACGAGGAAAGAAAUAUGACGGUUUCCGUCUUACCAACACUGGCUAUGAUUACUUGGCUCUCAAAUCCCUUACCCUCCGUGGUUCAUUAUCUUCUUUUGGCAACCAAAUCGGUAUUGGCAAAGAAUCCAAUAUCUACGUUGUCGCUGACGAAGAGGGAAACCCAAUUUGCUUGAAACUCCAUCGUCUGGGAAGAACUUGCUUCCGGAAUAUCAAAGAAAAGAGAGAUUAUCAUGGUCGUAGACACAAUGUUUCAUGGUUGUAUCUCUCAAGAAUCUCGGCAACAAGAGAAUUUGCUUACAUGAGCGCCUUGUAUGACCGAGGAUUCCCAGUUCCAAAGCCAAUUGAUUUCAACAGACAUUGCGUUCUCAUGGAAUUGGUCAAUGGAUAUCCAAUGACACAAGUACAUGAGCUGACUGACCCCGAAAGUGUCUACGACGAACUGAUGAAUCUAAUUGUGCGUCUGGGUAACUCUGGAGUUAUUCAUGGGGAUUUUAAUGAAUUCAAUUUGCUAAUCAGUGACGAUGGUAAACCAAUCCUAAUUGAUUUCCCACAAAUGAUGUCGACUUCUCAUCCAAAUGCUGAAUUCUAUUUUGAUCGUGAUGUUAAUGGAGUUCGUGAGAUGUUCCGUCGUAAAUUUGGCUACGAAAGUGAGGAUUAUCCCAAAUUCUCGGACAUAGUUCGGGAGGAUGAUUUGGAUGCCGAUGUACGGUGCACUGGUUAUGGCUUCACCAAGGAAAUGGAAAAAGAUCUCCUCCAGGAGUAUGGAAUGAUUGAGAAAGAUGAUGAAUCAGACGAAGACGACAAGAAUGCUAACGAACAAGAAGAAAAUGAUGCCAAAGACAAAGAACGUGAGCUUAAUGAAUAUCGUCAACAGUUGGAGCAGGAAGUUAGUUUCUCUGAAAACAAAGCCAAAAAAGCUGACGAUAAUAUUCGACGUUAUAUCGAAUCCUGUACUCAGUAUUUUGGUAAUACUACUCUGGAUGAAGUAUCACCUCCUCUGGAAGCAGAAGAUGAUGAUUUUGCUGAUGCUGAAGGAGAACCACAACUUGUUCCAAUUUCAACACCAAUUCCAAACAAAACGAAAGAAACUAUCUCCAAUCCUCUUCCUCCUACAAAGUCUGACAAUCAUAACGAUGCAGCAUCCGAUGCUGGAACAAUGAGUUCUAAUGACCUUGAAACCGAUAAUGUACCAGAAUUGACAGAUGUUGAUCCAAAUUCAAGAAUGUAUCGUUUGAAAAUGGUUGAGAAACUUUUAUCAGACGCCAGGAGUCAGAGAUCAUAUUCAACAACAGCGAGUACGAUUGCUCCAAGUGUAGUUACAGAUCGCAUUAAGAGGACAAUGGAUGUUAAAGAGAAGAGAGAAAUGCGAAAAAAAUGUGUGGCUAAGGGAGAAUCAAAUGCAACACAAAGAGGACGAAAGGAGAAUAAGGAUGUUGUAAAGGAGUAUGCUGGAUGGGAUUUUUAAUUAAGUUUUGA
Molecule: messenger RNA, 1773 nt
Organism: Episyrphus balteatus (marmalade hoverfly)
Lineage: Eukaryota; Metazoa; Arthropoda; Insecta; Diptera; Syrphidae
Gene: RIOK2
Exons: 5
Coding region: 104-1762 (552 amino acids)
Biological process (GO): protein phosphorylation; maturation of SSU-rRNA
Cellular component (GO): cytosol; nucleus; preribosome, small subunit precursor
Molecular function (GO): protein serine/threonine kinase activity; ATP binding
Source: RefSeq, a predicted model, not a curated record